Macrosiphum euphorbiae (potato aphid) is the source of this 1938-nucleotide messenger RNA. The record is from the annotation of a GenBank genome assembly. Lineage: Eukaryota; Metazoa; Arthropoda; Insecta; Hemiptera; Aphididae.
AUGAGUACAACCACGGCUGCGGCCGCUGCGAAAAUGACCAGCACAACGGCUGUAGCCAUAAGUCUAGUGUUGUCCAGUUGCGUUGUAGCAAAUGCUUUCCGUCAAAAGAAACAAUUUUACCCAUCAGUCGUAUACAUAUGUAAAUCCAACCCAAGUAUGGCAAUAAUGUAUAUGCAAGCUUUAGUGGCCGUCUAUUUAAUCGGAAAAUUAACCGGAAAAUUAUUUUUUGGCUCAUUACGCCCUGCAGAAUCGGAGCGUUUAAUUGAAAAAGCCUGGUACGCUGUGACAGAAACAUGUUUAGCAUUUACUAUUUUUAAAGAUGAUUUGAGUCCCAAGUUUGUAGCUCUAUUUACAUUAUUAUUAUUUUUAAAAUGUUUUCAUUGGUUGGCAGAGGAUCGAGUAGAUUAUAUGGAACGUACUCCAGUUAUAUCAUACAUAUUUCAUUUGCGCAUAUGGUUGCUAUUAGUUAUCUUAACUUUGGGUGACGUAUAUUUCGUUCAUGAUGCAUAUACUACUACAAUGGCCAAAGGCCCAUCGGUACAAUUAGUAUUUGGAUUUGAAUAUGCAUUACUCAUCACAUUAGCAGCUAAUGCUGCCUUUAAGUAUGUAUUGCAUGCAGUUGAUGUACAUAGUGACACAUUUUGGGAAAGUAAAGCUGUUCUCCUGCUGUACCUUGAAUUUUUUAUUGGGUUGUGUAAAGCUGUGAUGUAUGUGGUUUUCCUUAUAAUCAUGGUACGAACAUACACAAUACCACUAUUUGCUUUUCGACCAAUGUAUCAUACACUAAGAAAUUUCAAAAAAGUAUUCCAAGAUCUUGUACUCUCUCGUAGAGCAAUACAUAAUAUGAAUACUUUAUACCCGGAUGCUACAUUACAAGAUUUACAAGCCAUUGAAAAUGUGUGUAUUAUAUGCCGGGAAGAUAUGACAGCUGCAGCUGCAAAAAAAUUGCCUUGUAAUCAUAUAUUUCAUACAUCAUGUCUACGCAGCUGGUUCCAACGUCAUCAAACUUGUCCAACUUGUAGAUUAGAUAUUUUGCGCCCAACGCCUUUGACAACUCAGAAUUCUAAUGUUCCUAGACCAAUAACACCAACACCUGGCAGGACAGCCCAGGAAACACCAUCAACUGAAGCAGCUGCAUCAUCUUCUGCCACCGAUAAUAGUCGUGGACCAUCUACUAGUAAUCCUACACAUGUAUCAUCAAAUCAAGCAGGAAGUAGUGGAAGUUCCUAUUAUAAUCAAACGCCACUCCAGUAUCAAUUUAGACCGUAUACAUUUCAACAACGAUCAACAUCUGUUGAUGAAAUUAAUGGAAACAACAGUGAAAAUUCAAAUAAUGGUAUACCUGAAUCAAAUAAUAUGAAUGAAUCAUGGAUUGCGUUUAUGAAUGCAGCAGGAAUAGGUGGUGGAAUUGGGCCAUCUUCAUUGUUCAAUGAUAUGCCACAAACAUCCACCAAUUUACCAUCUACAAACAUACCACAGAUUCCACUUAAUUUACCAUUUGUUGGUGGAAUUGCAAUUCAGCCACCAAAUAUACCUCCUAACUUGGAUACACUAUCUGAUGAAGAAUUACGUCUAAUGGAGCAAAAUACAAGACAAGGAUGUUUAGCACGUAUUAAAUACAUUACUGAUAUUAAAUGUAUGCUGGACGCUGCUGUUGUGAUGAUGAAUCAGUAUUCAUCAGCAUGUCUUAUGGCUGGUCUUGAUAGUACGGAUUCAACUUUUAACAGUGAAACUAAAACUUCGGAUACUACAGAAAAUGAUGAGCAGUUAGAAACUAGACCACCAAGUAAUAUUUCUUCUGAAACGGAUUCUAGUACCGGUAGUGGAGUUACUAGCAGCAGCAGUGGCAGUGAAGAUCAAUUAAUCCAAGAAGAAACUGAACAGCAGCGAAUUAUUAGGUUAAAAAGGUUGGAGAAAUUUGGAAGCAAUUCCACGUAA